Neogale vison (American mink) is the source of this 1018-nucleotide messenger RNA. It is a transcript of the gene CRB3, whose product is annotated as crumbs cell polarity complex component 3. The record is from RefSeq and is a predicted model, not a curated record. The coding region runs from base 195 to 566 and encodes 123 amino acids. Lineage: Eukaryota; Metazoa; Chordata; Mammalia; Carnivora; Mustelidae. The transcript has 5 exons.
UGGAGGAGUGCGAGUUACCGACGGAGGCACCGAGGGUUCGAGCCAGGUACCCGGACAGGGAACCUGAGCAAGGUCGAGGACGCCUGGGCCAGGUGGGGAGGUACCGGGUCGCAGGUACCCCCGGCCUGAGAUGCGGUAGAAGCAGCGCGCGCGAGAAGCCGGGUCCCCGGUGCCACCAGCCUGUCGCCCGGCCCAUGGCGAGCCCCGGCUUGGGGCUCCUUCUGGCGCUCGGCCUGCCGCUGCUGCCGGCCCGCUGGGGCCCGGCCCGGGGGCAAACGCUGGAUCCCCCUAUAAAUGAGAACGGCACUGUUACACCUGCUGAGCCAGGCUCUGGCUCCGAUGGGGCCCUGUCUCAGGGGGCCAUCACUGCCAUCAUUGUGGUCUUCUCCCUCCUGGCUGCCCUGCUUCUGGCCGUGGGGCUCGUGUUGCUGGUGCGAAAACUGCGUGAAAAGCGGCAGACAGAGGGCACCUACCGGCCCAGCAGCGAGGAGCAGUUCAACCAUGCAGCCGAGGCCCGGGCUCCCCAGGACUCCAAGGAGACAGUGCGGGGCUGCCUGCCCAUCUAGGUCUCCUUUUCUAUCCAUCUUCCUUGCUGUGUGACCUUGGGGGAAGGCAGAGCCCUCUCUGGGUAAUCAGACCUACCCAGUGCUUAAGAAUAGCAGGGAAGAAGGUGCUUUAAAGACCCUGUCCCUGAGGGCAAGGGAGAGUGUAUUGCUCACGUUUUAUAUACAUACACACAUACAUACAUUUAGUAGGGAGAUAUAGUAAAAGCUUUUUCUCUUUGAGCUGAUGGGGGCAGGAGGUAGUCUAGAUGGAGGGAACAAACUCAGGGCUCAUAGGCUGUUGAGAGACGAAUCAUAAGGUUGCAAGGAUCCUAGGACUAGGAGGGCUUCCUGGAAGGGAGGGGCUUUCAGCUACACGUCAGAAUCAGCUGGAGGCUGCCCCAGGAGGAAGGAAGUGGAUGGGGUACAUUUCUGAGCAGAGAAAGAGCCCCCAGAUAAACUCACCAGGAAAACCA